Messenger RNA from Danio aesculapii, 1688 nucleotides. RefSeq names its product phosphatidylinositol transfer protein, beta, like (gene pitpnbl). The transcript is spliced from 11 exons. NCBI's taxonomy places the organism in Eukaryota, Metazoa, Chordata, Actinopteri, Cypriniformes, Danionidae. Gene Ontology annotation, biological process: phospholipid transport. Gene Ontology annotation, cellular component: cytoplasm. Gene Ontology annotation, molecular function: phosphatidylcholine intramembrane carrier activity; phosphatidylinositol transfer activity; phosphatidylcholine binding. The record is from RefSeq and is a predicted model, not a curated record. The coding region runs from base 60 to 872 and encodes 270 amino acids.
CGGCUCAUUUCCGGCGACCGCAGUCUGUUGUUGAAUGUACCGUUCUGUCCAGAUUCGGGAUGGUACUCAUCAAGCAAUACCAGGUGCUGUUGCCAUGUUCAGUAGAAGAGUACCAGGUUGGCCAACUGUACUCGGUUGCAGAGGCCAGUAAGAACAACACAGGGGGAGGAGAAGGGAUUGAAGUUCUUCGAAAUGAACCGUAUGAGAAGGAGGGCGAGAAGGGCCAGUACACCCACAAGAUUUACCACAUACACAGCAAGGUUCCCGGUUUUAUUCAGAUGUUUGCCCCCGAAGGAGCCUUGGUUUUUCAUGAGAAAGCCUGGAACGCCUACCCAUACUGUCGCACUAUUGUUACAAAUGAAUACAUGAAAGAUGAUUUCUUCAUUAAGAUUGAAACCUGGCAUAAACCAGACAUAGGAACAACUGAGAAUCCUCAUGGUCUUCCUCCUGAGGAGUGGGAGGACAUUGAGAUCGUUCCCAUUGAUAUAGCCGAUCGCUCUCAGGUGGAUGAUGUGGACUAUAAGGCAGAAGAGGAUCCUGCCAUCUACCACUCAGAGAAAACUGGGAGAGGACCUCUGGGACCCGAAUGGAAGAAAGAGCUUCAUAAUGGUAACUGUCCCUAUAUGACGGCGUAUAAGCUAGUGACGGUUCAUUUUCGUUGGUGGGGUCUGCAGGGACGCGUGGAGAACUUCAUUCAUAAGCAGGAGAAAAGGCUCUUCACUAAUUUCCACCGGCAGCUUUUUUGUUGGCUGGACCGCUGGGUGGACCUCACUAUGGAUGACAUUCGCAGGAUGGAGGAAGAAACGCAGAGGGAGCUGGACCAGAUGCGUAGCCAAGGGUCUGUCCGAGGGAUGAAAGCAGGCGAGGACUAGAGCAGAGCGCCUGAAGAAUGGAAGAAAAACUAAAUAGGGGCUACUUUUUAUUUUACCUCCUUCAAUCCUCAUGGCCAAUCACAACGUGCCACAUCAUUAAGCCCUCCCAAACAGGAAACGCUCAUCCUUUUACCCAGGACAUGUCCAUUACCAUGAAGUGCGAAUGCGUUUGUGUGAAUGCUCAGAGAGUAUGCAUGUGUAUCCGUGGUUUGUGCAGUCUGACUUUUAAACCUCAUCAUUUGCUGCCAAAUUCUUUUUGGACUCGCUUACGACGCGUUAAGUGAUACCGGCAUUUCUUUUUAUAAUUAUUAAGUAUUAUAACUGUUUAAUGGUUUAUUUGGUUCAUUUUGCAACCAUCAGCUUUUUACUGAGUGGAGUAAACGAAUCCCGAGGAAACAUUUCACCACAUGUAUUUUUGACCAUAAAAUAAAUGACUACGUAAUUUACUUCUUAAUUCUGUAAAAAAAAAACUUUGUCAUGGUGUUCAGGAAAUCUCGGUGGAAACUUGUACAUGCCUCAAGAGGUAGUAUCAUUGAUGUCAGAUUAGAGUUUGUUAUACUCGCGUGGCUCAAAGAGUAAACGGUUUUCUGAUUUGGUUUAGUUCGGUUCGGCACUGAUCGCCGUGUGGACGUAGGCGAAUGGAUACGGUUUCAUUUUUAAACUGAGUGCAAGAGCCUUGAAACCCCUCCCACCUUUGACUGACAUGCCGCAGGCCACGCCCCUCCAUUUGUGUGCGGGAUGGUCUGAAUUUUUGGAGAGUGUGACGUACAAUUUACAAUACUGUAACAACAAAUAAAAGAAAACAUCAUUGACUAC